UAGAAAGUAGAAAUUUUAUUGGCGUUUAUUACCAGGUCUUGGAAAUGUUGGAAAUGCCGUUGUUAAAAAUCUUCAAAAUGCUGGGUAUGGAGUAAGCUGUGUACUAGAUGUAGAUGGAUCUAAGUGUAAAGAAUUCCAAACCUCAGAUUGUACAACAGCAUCUAAUCCAAGAGAACUUAUUGAACAGGUUGAUGUUGUAUUUACUGCUCUUCCUAUGCCUCCCCAUGUCAAGGCAGUAUUUGAGGGGGAUACAGGAUUGUUGUCUGGAAUAUCUGAUGGAAAAAUCUGGAUUGAUCACUCGACUACAGAUUACGAGCAGACGGUGGCAAUGAACGACCUGGUAAAGUUGAAAGGGGGUAGGAUGCUUGAGGCGCCAGUCACGGGAGGUUUAGAGGCUUUAAAAAAGGGGCAGAUGACGGUUUUUAUGGCGGGAGAAAAAUCUUUGGCGGAACAGGUUCAACCAAUGUUAGAGGAUAUCUACUGUAAUGUAAUUUAUACUGGAGUAAUGGGAACAGCCCUUGUGCCAAAGGUUUUGUCCAAUAUGUUGACUUGUGUACAUAAUCUUGCCAUGGGAGAAGUAUUCAUGAUAGCGAAGAAGUCGGGUGUUGACAUGAAAACCUGUUUUGAUUGUAUCCGGGCCAGUGCCGGAAACUCUUUUGUGUUUGAGACAGGCGGCCCAAUGUUAAUGCAGGGAACAUAUGAUCCUUCCUUCAGUAUAGCACUACAGUGUAAGGAUAACCGUCUAGGCUAUCAGAUUGCAACUAAACAUAGGGUUCCUAUGGAGAUUUUGGGUCAUGCAAUGCAAACAUAUAACAGAGCAAUGUAUAAGUAUGGAUGCUCCCUGGUAUAUUUAGAGCAAUAUUGUGUAAAGUAUGGAUGCUCCCUGGUAUAUUUAGAGCAAUAUUGUAUAACGUAUGGAUGCUUCCUGGUAUAUUUAGAGCAAUAUUGUAUAAAGUAUGGAUGCUCCCUGGUAUAUUUUGGGCAAUGUUGAAAUAUGCUGAUGAUGCUCCCUGCUAUCUUUAGAGCAAUGUUUAAGUAUAGUGAUGAUGCUCCCUGCUAUAUUUAGAAAAAUAUUUAAGUAUGGUGAUGA
Messenger RNA from Eurytemora carolleeae, 1090 nucleotides. Its product is annotated as glyoxylate/succinic semialdehyde reductase 1. Gene Ontology annotation, molecular function: NAD binding; NADP binding; 3-hydroxyisobutyrate dehydrogenase activity. The transcript is spliced from 13 exons. Gene Ontology annotation, cellular component: mitochondrion. The coding region runs from base 215 to 991 and encodes 258 amino acids. Gene Ontology annotation, biological process: L-valine catabolic process. The record is from RefSeq and is a predicted model, not a curated record. NCBI's taxonomy places the organism in Eukaryota, Metazoa, Arthropoda, Copepoda, Calanoida, Temoridae.